AUGGAUAAAUUAAAAAAGAUAACACCUCCAAAAAAGGAAAUGAAAAAUAUUCAAAAUUUUUAUUCAAAUUUGGCAAACCGAAAAAAUGAUGGGAAAAUACUCUAUUUUUUAAAAGGACAAACGUUUAAUUUAGAUUAUUUAAUUAAAUUAUCUUCUUAUGGUGGAAAACCCGAAGAGAGUUUAGCUGAGAAAUUCUAUAAAUUUAUGAAGAAACGGGAGCUUAGUUUUGAUGAACAAAUUGAAAAGUUCAUUGAUAAGGUAAAGAGGGAAGAUGAGGAGGAUGAAGGGGAGGAGGAGAAUGAAGGGAAGAAGGAGAAAAAGAAGGAGAAGGAGGAAGAGAAUGAAGGGAAGAAUGAAGUGAGGGAAGUGGAAGAAGUGCAGGAGGAAGAGGAUGAAGAGAGGAAGAAGAAGGUAGAAAAUGAAGGGAAGAAGACAGGAAAGAAUGAAGUGAAAGUUGUGGAAGAAGAAGAAGAGCAGGAGGAAGAGAUAAAGGAAGAGGAUCAAGAGGACGAUGAAGAGGAUGAAGAAAUCGAGGAUCAAGGGGAAGAGAAUGACAAGAAUGAAGAUGAGGAUGAUGAUGAGGAGGAAGAGGAUGACGUAAAGGAAGAGAGUGAAGAAGAACAACAAGAGGAGGAUUUAUCAUAUCCCUAUACAAUCCAAGAACUUGAACUAAAAAAUGACUGUUUAAUAAUGCUCUAUAAAGAAAAAUAUAUAAUCAAAAAAUUAAUUUUUGAAGAGUUUAUAAAGAAAGGAACUGUGGAUUUUACUAAAAUGUUUGGGAAAAAGAAGACUGGUGGCAGGCCUAAGCUUAUUCGUGCUAAAUCGGUUGAAAUUCCAAUGAAGAAAAAUGAACCAGAAAAUGAACGACAGAAUAGUGUGUCUUAUGUAAUUUUUAAAUCUGCUGCAACUCUCAAAUCACGCUUUUCUAGCUUUCUUCCUUUCAACUAA
Molecule: messenger RNA, 948 nt
Organism: Meloidogyne enterolobii
Lineage: Eukaryota; Metazoa; Nematoda; Chromadorea; Rhabditida; Meloidogynidae
Source: the annotation of a GenBank genome assembly